AUGGACGACGGCGCUGAUAUUCUCACAAAGGCGAAGCUGUACGCCACCAUGUCUGAUGAUGACUCGUGGACAGAGAUGGGUGUCGGCAUCGUCUCUGUAGUCUUGCGUCCCGCUGCAGAUGUCAAUAGUGAUGAAAGCAAUGAUGGUGGUAGCAGCAGCAACAACAACAGUAACAAUAAUGCCGAACAAGUUGUUGGGCAACUGGAGAUAAUUGAUAUUGACAACCCGGCGGAGUUACUAAUGAGUACACCUAUAACUCUUUCAGAUGCCUAUGUUGUGCAGAAUGAAACUAUUCUGUGGUGGUCUGAUCCACAAUUAGGCCGUCUCAUGGCAUGUAGCUUUAACACAAAAGAAGGAUGUGAGAAGAUACGAAAAGAGAUUGUGGCGUAUCAGAAUUCUCGUAAAACUGCUACUACAAAUGAGAUUAAUGGCUCUGAAAGAGCCAAUACUCCAUCUAUUUGCAGUCAUUGGACAGUAUGUCGUGAGAAUCUUCCGGCAAUUCUUUCUGCAGCAAUGACUAAUGCGCAACGUUUUGGUGUUUUCGUUCGAGGACGUGAAUCGUACUUUAAAGAACUUGCAGAGUUAUUUCAGCUGUGUCAACGUGAGGGUGACUUAAGAGGUAUGGAUCUUAUAGGACAAAUUACUCUGGCUCUUUUACGUUCACCAUUUAGCACUGAUGGAAAAAUUAUUGCACAAUUUGUUGAAAAUUCACUUGUUGAUACAUGUGUAGAUAUUGUUCAGUACGCUAUUGGACGUCGGGAUCAAAGUACGGGAUUUGUAAGUUUUGAAGAGCGACGUGCUACUUUUCGUAAUCCAUUGCAACUUCCGGAAAGUAUUGUGGCACGUAUUCAUGUGUUGUAUUCAUGUGGAUAUUUAAAAGACCUUUUGCCACUCAGCCUGGAUGAAGCGGAUGCGGUCCCAUCUUCAUUGCUUAGUACCUAUCUUACAUCUAGUAAGUUUCGACUAGUAGAAGAUAUAUGCAGAUCUCCACUUAUACUUCCCCAAGCAUUUCAACGUGCCUACAAUGAUGUUGCAAACGCCUUUGAAGUUGUGGCUUUUGUCCACGACAUGUGUAAAACAAUAAAAAACACGAUGAUGCCCUUGGAUUGUAAAACUACUAUGUUUGAAGCACUUGUAGGGACUGGACUGUUGCCAUUUCUUCGUUUUGUUAUUGCAAAUGCGAUUGAGUUAUACCAAAAUGUGGGGUCAUUCUUACCUGCACAAGCACAAGCACAAACACAAGGAACUCCAGCAUCCUUAUUAUUAUCAUCAUCAUCAUCAUCAUCAGAACCACCACCUCCACCAACACUUCCUUCCUCUUUCAGAGUAAUGCCAGGAAUGGCGAUGCAAAUGGCCUGUGAUAUUGUCUGUAAUUGUAUCAUGUUAUAUCCUGCUGGUCGUGGUGGUCUUGUUGCGGAGGCCCUAACAAGUCCUAAUGGAUGUCUCCUUGAGUUACUGCUUCAGUGUAUUAUCACAAGUAAACGCAGUGCUGAAUUGCAGGCGGCCUUUGACGCAGUCGUUAGUUGCGGAAUUGGUAUCUUGCAAUAUCUACCUGGUAUCAUAGAGACAGGAGGUCCUACAAAACGGGAUGUAGUACGUUUCUGGGUGGAGGGUGCGGCAGGACAGAGACCACCUUUACUUCUUCUCGUUGUUCCUCUCGCUGAGGCAUUUCUUCGAGGCGAACCUAUUCCUCAUGGUUCACACGAAGAGAUUCGUGUACUACAUGUUCUUAAAGUUCUUACAUCACUUGUGGGCGAAAUAGAUGAACAACUCAGCCAUUCUUUUGCAAGUGUAUUUCAGCAAGCAAACCUCAUCUCAUCUCUUGAGGUGGUACUACGAACAGAUAAUCGCUCAAGCGCUAAUUUACAAUCUUCAGUUGUGGCACUAGUAACUACUAUUCUUGAAAGUGGAAAGCGACGACUAGUGGAUCUUCUAGUUGAUGGUUUACUACUUGAAACUGCAUUACGUCGCUAUAUGAAGUAUGGUCAUCGCAAUAACAUUUUAAGUUCUUCAUUGGCACAUCUCUUUGAUGGUGUUUGUCGGGCUAUUCAUUCUGAAAAGAGUGGCGGAGCACGGACAUUUUCUCAUAUGGCUAGCAGCCCAUUCUUGCAUAUUUUACACAGUGGUGAGGAUGACAGUUUGGCGAGCAGGACAGCAGAUGGACAAGAGAACGGUAACAGUAGCAGUAACAACACUUGUCAAACUAUUGGCGGUCGACUUUGGUCAAUGCAUGGAGAGGAACUUCGAACACGGUGCCCAUCAUUUGCCAGAAAAUUGGAGCACGCACUUCAGGAAACACCAGAAGAGGCACGAUCUGCAGAUGCCGAGUCGUCAAGUGUUGCGAGCACUCUGGAGCGCAAUAUUAAGAGUAUUACAGAUGUUGAGUUUGAUGCCAUGGUAAUGGACUUUGGUGUUGAACUGCAACCGAGAGGAUCUGUUAUUACGACGUUCCCUAACGCACCCCUAGUUGCGCAGAAUGUUACAGAGAAAACUAACAGAAAAGAAGAUCACAGUGAUGAUGAUUUUCAUGAUCAUGAGGAAGAGGAAGAAGAGGAGGAAGAAGAACAAAAAGAAGAGGAUGAUGGUGAGGAUGAAGAUUAUAAAGAGAAAGAGGAUGAAAAUAACGAGGAUCGUGGAGAGCCGCUGCUGAAGCGCUCAAGGUCUGAGUCAACCUCCAGCGUUGGGCAUGAGUAA
Messenger RNA from Trypanosoma theileri, 2694 nucleotides. RefSeq lists its product as uncharacterized. The record is from RefSeq and is a predicted model, not a curated record. Lineage: Eukaryota; Euglenozoa; Kinetoplastea; Trypanosomatida; Trypanosomatidae. Gene Ontology annotation, biological process: protein dephosphorylation. Gene Ontology annotation, molecular function: protein phosphatase activator activity. Bases 1 to 2694 code for a protein of 897 amino acids. Gene Ontology annotation, cellular component: nucleoplasm; protein phosphatase 4 complex. The transcript has a single exon.